AUGCCUCCCACAGAGGAUAAACGAAAAGCUGCGCGCGAAACCAUCGACAUCCUAUACGAGAUUUCUUCCUUGNNCUUGUACAACACCAACUUGGAUCGUCAAUCGCUGUCUUACUGUGUCUCGCUGAUUGAGAAUGGCGUGAACCCUGACGCUCUGGCCACCGUCAUCAAAGACCUCCGUGACCGCAACGGCGUUGCCACAGAGCCGCGUGAGAAGCAAUGA
Molecule: messenger RNA, 222 nt
Organism: Aureobasidium uvarum
Lineage: Eukaryota; Fungi; Ascomycota; Dothideomycetes; Dothideales; Saccotheciaceae
Source: the annotation of a GenBank genome assembly